Telopea speciosissima is the source of this 1783-nucleotide messenger RNA. Its product is annotated as protein ELC-like. Bases 86 to 1363 code for a protein of 425 amino acids. The transcript has a single exon. Lineage: Eukaryota; Viridiplantae; Streptophyta; Magnoliopsida; Proteales; Proteaceae. Gene Ontology annotation, molecular function: ubiquitin binding. Gene Ontology annotation, biological process: endosome to lysosome transport; protein transport; protein modification process. The record is from RefSeq and is a predicted model, not a curated record. Gene Ontology annotation, cellular component: ESCRT I complex.
CGCUUCCUUCAAUUUCCUCUUCUAAAUCUGUUCUAAUGGAAUCUCUCUCUGCGUUCCUAUAGUUAUUCUCCUGCAACCACCUGAGAUGGCUUCUCCACCCCCAGUCCAUGCCGGCGGAGCAGCAGCGCAAAACGCCCAAUACAUCCAACAGUUCCUAAGCAACGUUCUCUCCCAGCGAGGCCCCUCGGCGCUGCCAUACGCGGAGGACGUGAAAUGGCUGAUCCGCCAACAUCUCCUCGCUCUUGUCGAGAAUUACCCGGGCCUGCAACCCAAGACCGCCACCUUCACCCACAACGAUGGCAGGACCGUCAACCUCCUCCAGGCUGAGGGUACCAUUCCCAUGGUCUACGGAGGCGUCGUGUACAACAUACCCGUUGUCAUCUGGCUCAUGGAGUCCUACCCUCGUCACCCUUCCUGCGUCUAUGUGACCCCAACUCGCGACAUGAUCAUCAAACGCCCUCAUUCUCAUGUAAACCCUUCCGGGUUGGUCGCUCAUCCUUAUCUUCAGAACUGGAUUUACCCUAGCUCCAACCUUGUUGAUUUGGUCCGUAAUCUCUGUCAUCUCUUCGGCCGCGAUCCUCCUCUCUAUUCUCGCCCCCAACGGCCCAACCCUAAUUCUAGCCCUAGCCCCACUCCCCCUUCUCCUUCUCCUUCUCAUAGCCUCAGUGAGAAUUCGAAUUCUUCUUCAUCGUCGUCCAUUAGUCGCCCUGGUAUUCCACCAAGAGGUUACUCUUCUUCGUCAUCUCCCUAUGGCGGUCGGUUUCCGCCGUCUCCCCAGCAGCAUCGACCGCCUACACAGACGACGACGGAAGAUGCUGCCGAGGUGUACCGGAGGAAUUCGAUCAACAAGCUUAUGGAGAAGUUACAUGAUGAUGCCGAAGCGUUGAGGAAGGGUAGAGAGGCCGAGAUGGAAGGCCUUUUUAAUUUGCAGGCUGUUUUGCGGCAAAGAGACGAUCAUCUCUCCAAGGAGUUGAGGAAGUUUCAGGGGGAGACAGAGGGUUUGGAGCAGCAAUUGCAAAUGAUUCUUAUGGAUACGGAUCUUCUGGAGUCGUGGUUGAGGGAGAACGAGGGAAGGGUGAGUAAGGCGAAAAGUUUGGAGGUUGAAGAGAUUUUGGAGCCUUGUGAUGCGCUUUCCAAGCAGAUGCUUGAGUCUACUGCGUCCGAUUUGGCUAUAGAGGAUGUGGUGUAUUCCCUGGACAAAGCGGUGCAGGAAGGAUCAAUACCUUUCGAUCAGUAUUUGAGGAGCAUUAGGUCACUCUCGCGCGAGCAGUUCUUCCACCGUGCCAUGGCUUCCAAGGUUAGGUCUGCGCAGAUGCAGGCUCAGGUUUCUAGUAUGGCAGCUCGGGCAUCACAGUAUAUGUGAGAGUUUGUGCUGUAAAUGUCUUGAUGAUUUGCUUCAAGAGCUGCUUCAGAAUGGGGCCUUUAAACAAAUGGAUGGAUUGCCUGCAACGCACUACCUGAUGGUUUAAGGGAGGGAGAGUAUUCCAACGUUUAGUCAGGCAUUUGUAAGUCAAUUUGAUACAGCUACUAUGAGAAUUUGUUGAUGACUGGGGAUAUCUUGAAGAUCUCCUUCUUGAAUAUAAUUCCUAUAUUUUUCCUUGUAGAGGUCAUGGCAUCUAGAUUUGUCUUCCUUUGUUUGCAUUUGGAGGGAAAAGACAGUUUUUGUCUGAAAUUUUAUAGUUCCAAAAUAAUUGAAUUGUAGAACACAUUCUUUAUUUGCAGUUGUUUGUUCAUGACUGAUAUUAUGGCAUAUGAUUCGAAGUCACAGAGUUCAUACUUUCAU